Messenger RNA from Aspergillus sclerotioniger CBS 115572, 878 nucleotides. RefSeq lists its product as uncharacterized. The record is from RefSeq and is a predicted model, not a curated record. The coding region runs from base 75 to 878 and encodes 267 amino acids. NCBI's taxonomy places the organism in Eukaryota, Fungi, Ascomycota, Eurotiomycetes, Eurotiales, Aspergillaceae. The transcript is spliced from 3 exons.
CCGCUCUACUACCACCUCACCGAUGAAGUGACAUAUCCUUCGAUUUCAUACAAUUUCAGAAUCCCCACCAAAUCAUGGUCCAAUAUAGAGAGUCACCCAAGCAUGCAGCCCGUCGCACCGCUGUCCGGAAUAUCUGGAAAGGCGUUCGAGGCUUGGAGACUGUCCAAUGUGAGGACCAAGACCUAGAGCGCAUCCAGGUCCAGGUGCUUCCCAUGACGCUAGACGUGGACGGAAUGCCGUGCUUCGAGCCAUGUUAUUUCAAGCCCAUGAAGAACAACUUCCCUGACCCAGACCCUGAGUUGUUGGAAAUGGACUUCCCACCAUAUGAUCCGCAAGAUGAUUUCACCGUGGAGACAGUCUACUGGGCGGAAGGUGUUGCCAAUUAUGUCGAAGAAUAUAUCCAGAGUGUUAUAUUUACUGGGCUCACUGAAGAUAGUAUCUUCAGUGAGUCCAGUAAUAGUAGUAAACUGCCGUCAGAUCCUAGCGAUGAGGAGCUUUGGGAUGUGGUAGGUGCCGAUAUUCGCUGGCUCAGCACAGCCACCAGCCAUAGCCCCAAGCAGCCUUAUUUCAAGUGCAUGAUGGCGAGCAACAUCGAUGGGAAUGACAGGCUCACACGGUGGGAACUGGAGUGUAUCUGCAAGAGCAUGGAGAAGCUGCUCAAUCUCCGCAUUUAUGCUAAGCACUUAGUUACUCCGGUCAUGAUUCUAUCCUAUAUGGGGCCAAGACAGGUCCGUAUCCUCCUCGCUCACUUCGAUGGGACCAACAUGGUUAUCCGAAAGAGCCAAUUCUACGACAUGCGGACUGAAGAUGUGGAGGCGUUGAGAUUGCUUGUCCGGUGGUGGUGUUCGUCUGAAUCUGGGGAUACCAUUAACGGGUGA